ACGUCUACCAAAGAGUCACGCAAACUCGGAAACUUAAAAUGGCCGACGGUCGUCUGCAAGGCAAAGAAAUUAUUGUCACUGCAGCAGCGCAAGGAAUCGGUCGUGCUGUUGCCGAAGAAUUUGCCAAGGAGGGUGCUAAUGUUUUAGCCACCGACAUCAACAGCGAAAAACUCGCUGAACUGAACUCUGUCAAAGGAAUACGAACCAAGAUUUUAGACGUGACGAACUACGAUGCGAUUAAAGAACUGGUCAAAGAUUUCUCCAAGUUAGACGUGCUCUUUAACUGCGCUGGGUUUGUUCAUAAUGGAUCGAUUUUGGACUGUGAGGAGAAAGAUUGGGAUCUUUCCUUUGAUAUAAACGUGAAGAGCAUGUAUCGUUUGACGCGGCAAUUUCUCCCCAUCAUGCUCGCAAACGGUGGAGGAGUAAUUAUCAACAUGGCCUCUGUAGCUUCGAGCAUUAAGGGAGUUCCGAAUCGUUUUGUGUACAGCACAACAAAGGGUGCAGUCAUCGCCUUCACCAAAGCACUAGCAGCUGACUUCACCGCGCAGGGAAUUCGUACCCAUGCCAUUUGCCCUGCCACAGUGGAUACUCCUUCACUGCGAGGGCGAAUCAACAGUGCCCCAGACCCUGAAGAAGCCAUGAAGAAAUUCCUGGCGCGGCAGAAACAGGGAAGACUUGGAAGACCUGACGAAAUUGCAAAACUUGCUGUUUUCCUUGCGUCAGAUGAGGCGCCUUACAUGACUGGCUGUGAGCAUAUCAUCGAUGGAGGAUGGAUGCUUGGCUAAGUGCCUGUUUUGGUAGAGGGGGGAGGGGUGGGGUCACCGCUUAGGCUUGAUAUCUUGAUCAUUUCUAAUUAAAAGAGUCGUCGAUUUUCUGUUAUAUGAACUUGUUCAAACUGAUAUUGAAGCAAACCGUUGUUCAUUUUCUUAGUCUUAC
Pocillopora damicornis (cauliflower coral) is the source of this 936-nucleotide messenger RNA. Its product is annotated as dehydrogenase/reductase SDR family member 6. Lineage: Eukaryota; Metazoa; Cnidaria; Anthozoa; Scleractinia; Pocilloporidae. The record is from RefSeq and is a predicted model, not a curated record. Gene Ontology annotation, cellular component: cytoplasm. Gene Ontology annotation, molecular function: oxidoreductase activity, acting on the CH-OH group of donors, NAD or NADP as acceptor.